Molecule: messenger RNA, 354 nt
Organism: Cylindrotheca closterium
Lineage: Eukaryota; Bacillariophyta; Bacillariophyceae; Bacillariales; Bacillariaceae
Source: the annotation of a GenBank genome assembly
AUGCAAACAUCAACAAUGCUAAGCUUUUCCUCCCUUGAGAAACACGUGAACCUCCUGCAAGAUACCAUGGAUCCAACAUCAGUGAUGGAUCUCGGGGUGAGCCGCAGCAGUGCUUCUGUUACCUCCGAAUCAUCCAAGCUACAAGCAAUGGAAGAAGAUGACGACAUGGAAUUCUUUCGCAAAGAGAAUGAAGUCUUGCACGACAAGUUGGGGGCAUUGCUUCAAAUCAGCGAGCACUCUUAUGAUUCAAGCAAUAAGGACUUGGAAUGUCUUCGCAAGGAGAACGAAAUCCUUCACGACAAGUUGGAACGCUGUAUAGAGGCAAUACUUGGAACCAGCAGCUACAGCUGUUAA